Aphanomyces invadans is the source of this 2447-nucleotide messenger RNA. RefSeq lists its product as hypothetical. The transcript has 8 exons. Gene Ontology annotation, cellular component: transcription factor TFIIH core complex; transcription factor TFIIH holo complex. Bases 38 to 1342 code for a protein of 434 amino acids. The record is from RefSeq and is a predicted model, not a curated record. NCBI's taxonomy places the organism in Eukaryota, Oomycota, Saprolegniomycetes, Saprolegniales, Verrucalvaceae. Gene Ontology annotation, biological process: nucleotide-excision repair. Gene Ontology annotation, molecular function: double-stranded DNA binding; ATPase activator activity.
CAGCCUUCGAGGGUGUGAUUGCCACAACGCGAGCGAGAUGAACGCGUUCGAGUUCUUGGGGUCGCUUCCUGGCGGCAGCGUGGAUCGAUUGUACCAGGAUGCGUGGGCUUGUCAAGCUGUCUUCCAGAGCUUGAGCCCCCUGGCCCAGCAGAUCGUGAUGCGGCUCCUGUUUUCGAACCAUGCAACGUACGCCCACGACGCCAUUCUCCAUUGGGUCCAAGACGCAGCCCAGGACAAAAUGACCGCGGCGAUUGAGAAGCUGCGACAUCUGCGAGUCCUACGCGUUGUUCAGGGCAGCCUCGACUACGUCUUGAAUCCCGUUUUCCAAGAGCAGCUAAAGAAAGCGCUGAGUUCGCUGGGUGGGAGUCCAUGGGAGGCAGGACGCAGCAAACUGCCGGCAGAGAAACCCAUUCCCGCGGUUGAACUCGAGCUGUAUGCACGAAAGCGAUGGGAUUCCGUGUUGCAUUUCAUGGUUGGAUCGACAGCCGUGGCGGCGCCUCCCGCGACGGUGAUUGGAAUUUUAGAGCACACAAAACUGAUGCAGCCGUCCAAGUCGGACUCUCGAGCGCUCCACAUCACCGACACGGGAUACGAGUUUAUGCUCAAGGACAUCCAUGCCCAGACAUGGAUUUUCGUUCUCGAGUACAUGAAAGACAUUGAUCGCAAGGGCAUCUUGCCGGCGGACGAGAUGCUCCAGUUUUUGUUUCAAAUGAGCUACUGCCGCAUGAACGAGUACUACGCCGUGGCCGACUUGACGAGGAACCAGCAGCAGUUGCUCGGCGAUCUGGUCGAGCUUGGGCUCCUCUAUCGUCGAGGAGCGAAAGCGACAAGAUUCUACACGACGAGCCUUGCCGUCAACCUGAUCUUCGGAGGCAUGCUGGGCCAGACGCGCGCCAACAUGACCAUGUCCCAGGGCCUGGACCACAUCACCAACUACGCCGCCGACCCGUCCAAGUCGAGACUGCCGAGUGCUAGCCCAGCUCGCGCAGACUCGAGUUUGCUGAUUGUGGUCGAGACCAACUUCAAGGUGUACGCAUACACGCAGUCGUCGCUGCACAUUGCGAUGCUCAGUGUGUUUGUCGACAUUGUGGUACUGGCGGCGGACGACGUGGGAUGUGUGAUGCAAGGUAUCGUAGGCGCGGCUCCCGAAUCUGGCCGUGGGGUUUUUGACGCGAGAAAGCAUCCGGUCGGCGCUCUCGAAUGGGAUCUCGGCCGAACAGAUCUACGACUUCCUCAUGCAGCACGCCCAUCCCAAGAUGCUCGGCAACUCGCCCGUGAUCCCAGAGAACAUUGCCGAUCAAUUGUAUCUGUGGCAGCGCGAGCGCAACCGCAUCAAGUUUGAGCCAGGCGAGCUUGUCGACGUCGCGAACGAGGAUUUCGACGCGGUCGUCAAGCACGCAGAAGACAUGGGCGUUCUUCUUUGGCACGAUGCCAUGCACUUGCGCCUGGUUGUGACCAAAGCCGGCGGCGACGCUGUUCGUGCAUUUAUACGAAAUCAAUGAAAGCGGUGAAAGUGCCAACUCUGGCCAAGGUCGACGGAAGUCCUGCUCACAACGCAGCGGCCCGUAGAGCUAUUGGGUUUCGCCGUCAAACAUGGAGGCCAGUGCACCGUCCCAAAGGACAUCGUUGUCGUCGGUGAAAACGUUGAGCACGUCGUGGCGAAGCGCGAGGGGAGAUGGAUCGUUGGUCUCGAGCAGGGCCUUGACUUGAGGCGUCAAUGCAUUGGUGGCGCAUCUACUUCAAAGUGAGGCAAAAUGACCACGACUUGGUACCGAAGACGAUCGGCAGCGGACAGCGCCGGCCAGCCAACAGACGAGCUGGCCGCGGCGUCGUUGUACUGGCCCAGCAGCCAACGCACACAAUUGGCAUGACCACAUAACUAGUCAUGACGUGGAUAAGCUCGAGGUCCACUGGUCUGGCACAACACUGGCGUAGUAGAGUGGCAGGUUUCCAAACGCGUCCACGUCGUGCCACGCAGCUGGAUUCAUCUGGACCGCUGCGAUAGCUGCAUCGAGGUUCCCCGUCUUGCAAGCUGCAUGCAUGCUAUGCCGUGGGACGUCCUUGCAGAGAACGGAUGGAGCAAAGUAGUCGAUCAGGUGCCGGACAUCGUGGACGUCCUGCCGCAUGCACACGGCUUAACCAAAUGAAUGCGCAUGGUCGUUACCGCAGGGGCAUGGUAUUCGCAUCCAAGGGCGUGCAGCGCUUCACGAACUUGGUCGAGAGUGCACGACGACGGCAGGAUGCAGUACUGUCGGAGGACUUCUGCGACGGCUGCAGUUGAAAUGGCCAAACUCGCAUCACCAAACGCCAGGGCCAGCUGCGUCGUGAGCGAAACGUGUGCAUGUUGGUUGUGCCAUCGUAUCAGCGCGCGCCGGCGGUGGUUGGCAUGCGCUGACGCACCUGCCCCCAUGACAUGGAGUUGGCACUUGCGUGUAAUGGGCAAGCGC